Lottia gigantea (owl limpet) is the source of this 2019-nucleotide messenger RNA. RefSeq lists its product as hypothetical. The transcript is spliced from 13 exons. Gene Ontology annotation, molecular function: 3'-5' DNA helicase activity; four-way junction helicase activity; ATP binding. NCBI's taxonomy places the organism in Eukaryota, Metazoa, Mollusca, Gastropoda, Lottiidae. The record is from RefSeq and is a predicted model, not a curated record. The annotation marks the transcript as partial. Gene Ontology annotation, biological process: double-strand break repair via homologous recombination; DNA replication. Gene Ontology annotation, cellular component: cytoplasm; chromosome; nucleus.
UUUGACGGCCAGAAUUUUCCUCACAGUCGAGAUAUGUACUGUGUUUUCCGUCAAGUUUUUGGUUUAAAAGAUUUUCGACGUAAUCAGUUACAAGCUAUGAAUGCUGCCUUAUUAGGGAAAGAUACUUUUAUACUGAUGCCUACAGGUGGAGGUAAAAGUCUGUGUUAUCAACUACCAGCCCUAGUAACUAAAGGUGUUUCUAUAGUAAUAUCACCAUUACGAGCUCUCAUUCAGGAUCAAGUUCAAAAACUCUGUUCUCUUGAUAUCAGAGCAGCAAGUCUAUCUGGUGAUGUUGAUUUGACUCGAUCUAGUCAGAUUUAUAAUCUGUUAUAUCAACGAGAACCAGGCGUACAGUUAUUAUACGUCACUCCAGAAAAGAUUGUAGCCAGUGAUAAGUUAUUGAGCUGUUUUCAACAUCUGUAUAAUCGUAAAGUUUUAGAUAGAUUUGUUAUUGAUGAGGCUCAUUGUGUUAGUCAGGUAAACUAUCUUUUUGUCUUUAAUUCUGAAAAUUUGACUUGGGGCCACGAUUUCCGUCCUGAUUAUAAGAAAUUAAAUUUAUUGCGGAAGAAAUAUCCGUCUGUUCCAAUGAUGGCGCUAACCGCUACUGCCACACCUCGAGUUCGUAAAGAUAUUAUACAUCAAUUAGGCAUGAACGAUCCUAAAUGGUUUAUGCAGAGUUUUAAUCGUGGUAAUUUGAAGUAUUAUAUUAGAAUGAAGAAACCGAAGAAUGCUGUAAAAGACGUGUAUGAUGUAAUCAAGUCAAAGUUUAAUGGUGAUAUUGGAGUGAUAUAUUGCUUAUCAAGAAAGGAAUGUGAUACAACUGCUAGUGAACUACAGAGACAAGGUAUACAGGCUGUAUCUUACCAUGCUGGUCUCUCUGAUUCAGAACGUUAUAGUAUACAGGAACAAUGGUUAUAUGGUGAUAAAAAGGUAAUAUGUGCCACUAUAGCGUUUGGUAUGGGAAUAGAUAAACCAGACGUCAGAUUCGUUAUUCAUUUCUCGCUACCAAAAUCAGUGGAGGGAUAUUACCAGGAGGCUGGACGAGCAGGAAGAGACGGCCAUCUUGCCCAUUGUAUAUUAUAUUAUACGUACGGUGACGUCAAACGACUUCGAACUAUUAUACAGAUGGAUAAGAAUGCUAAUUAUGAAGCCAAACGAACUCAUCUAGAUAAUUUAUUCAGAAUGGUAGCGUAUUGUGAGAAUGUAACUGAUUGUCGAAGGUCUCAGAUUCUACAGUAUUUUGGUGAACAUUAUUUCGAUAGAUCACAAUGUGGUAGUUUUCGAGGUUCUAUUUGUGAUAAUUGUGAAUCGAAGGAUAGUUUCCAGCUACGUGAUGUAACUGAUGAUGCUAAGAUGAUAGUACAAUGUGUGAAAGACCUGGCGUCUAAUUCUAGAACGAGGCUGACACUGAUACAUUUUGUUGAACUGAUUAAAGGUUUAAACUUUGAAAAUUUAGUUUCUGUUUCUACGUUAUAUUUUUUUACUAUCAUUCUAGGAUCCCAAAAUACCAAGAUAAUGCAAUUAGGACAUAACAAACAUAAAGCUCACGGCGUCUGUUCGGCCUAUAACAGACAGGAUGCUGAGAGGUUGCUAAGGAAACUGGUGAUUGAUGGGAUAUUAAUGGAGGAGUUGCAGACGACCACUAUGGACAUGACGGCGUGUUAUAUCAGACCUGGAGCUAAGGCUAAUCAACUUCUUUCUGGACAGAUCAAGGUUGAGCUACAUAUAACAGGCAGUAAGAAGAAACUGGAGAUAAAUAAAAUAGGACAAGAACCUCAGAGUGAUAGAGAAAAACUUACGUCUGAAUGUUAUAAAGAGUUACUUCCCAUUGCUAAGACUAUUGCUCGUGAACACAACAUCUUCAACUACGUUACGAUAUUUACAAACACCAUGUUGUGGCAGAUGGCGGAGAAAUUACCCGCGACGGAGGAGGAGAUGAUCGAUCAGAUAGACAUGAUUACCCAGAAGAAAAUAGAAACGUAUAAAGUGGAUAGAUUACUGGAAGUUUUACAACAUUAU